AUGGACGAGCUUGCGGCAAUCCUUCGUGGGGCCCUAAAUGACUACAAUGAGAUAAAUCCGGCAAUGGAUCUGGUGCUUUUCGACGAUGCAAUGCAUCAUGUUUGUAGCAUCUGCAGGGUAAUUAACAACAGGGCAGGCCAUGCUCUUUUGGUUGGAGUGGGUGGAUCUGGCAAACAGUCAUUAACGAGGCUAUCGUCUUUUAUAAGCGGGUUUUUCACUCAGCAGCUUUCCAUAUCGUCCACAUAUGACAUCCGGGACCUUAAAAACGAUAUUAGGGUACGGUGCCAACAGAGCAAUAUGUAUUCCCGAGCAGCUCUUAAAGAUGAAGGAGUUGUUUUUAUGCUAAGCGACGCUCAAAUUGCAAGCGAAAGGUUCUUGGUGUAUGUAAAUGACAUACUUGCAUCCGGAGACAUUGCUGACUUAUAUGAGGGAGAUGACAAGGACCAGCUGAUGAAUGCUAUCCGACCACUAGCAAAGGCAGCCGGAGUUUCGGACACCCGGGAAGGCUGCUGGAAUUUCUUUAUUGACAAAAUCAGACGCAAUUUGCAUGCUGUACUGUGCUUGUCACCAGUCGGUGAUGGCCUGAGGACUCGAGCUCGCAAGUUCCCCGCUCUCGUCAACUGCACAGUAAUCGACUGGUUCCAGCCUUGGCCCUACGAGGCCUUACAUUCAGUGGCUACCAAAUUCUGCGCUGAGAUACCACUUGGAGAUGAAGAGUCAAUUAGCAAGGCAAUUGUGGACUUUCUACCGUACAUGUUUUACGCCGUUAAUGAUGCAACAAGAACAUACUUAGAAGUGGAGCGCAGGUUCGCUUAUGUUACCCCGAAGACAUUCAUAGAGGCCAUGAAGCUCUACAAAUCCAUGCUUUUGAAACGCAUAUCAUCUAUAGAAGAGCAUAGCGAACGCCUAAGCAGCGGCUUAUCAAAGUUAUUAGAUACUCAGGAAAAGGUGUCAGCACUGGAAGAUGACUUACGCGAGAAAACAGUUACAGUGGAGGAGAAAAAGGCAGCGGCUGAGGAAUUCGCGCAGAAGGUGGGAGAAGAAAAGGCGAAAGUGACUGCAGAGUCCAAAAAUGCGAGUAUCGAGGCCCUUAAGUGCGCCGAAAUCCAGAAAUCAGUUUCUGAGCAACGAGCAUCUUGCGAGGCGGACCUAGAAAAAGCAAUUCCACUAGUACAACAGGCAGAAGCCGCUCUGAAUACGCUUAACAAAAAGGACUUCCAGGAAGCAAAGGCGCUUAACAAACCUCCUGCAGGGGUUGAAGAUAUUACUGCUGCUGUGAUGCAUCUACUUGCAACAGUUGAUCCAAUUAUUGAUGUCGACAAGCAGGGAAAACUGAAAGACAAAAGCUGGAAGGGAGCGCAAAAGAUGAUGAACAACCCUGAGAAAUUUCUGCAGACACUGAAAGACUUUAAGGGGGUCAUCGAUGAAGGCCGCGUGCCCGAACAAAACUUCAAAGCUGUGGAACCGCUACUAGCGCUUCCGCACUUUAAUCGCGAGGCUAUCCAAAAGAAGAGCACAGCUGCAGCAGGUCUUGCAGAGUGGGUUGUCAACAUAUAUCAGUAUUACACUGUAGUGGUGUCUGUAGAACCCAAAAGAAGGGCGUUGGCAGAAGCUACGCAGCAGCUGGAAGACGCAAAUAAGAAGCUUGUCGAGGUACAGAAUUUGGUUGCGGAUCUUGAGGAAAAGCUAGGGCAGCUGGUAGCGGAGUUUGACUCUGCAAUAGCAGAGAAAAAUGCUGUAGAGGAAGAGGCACAGAAGUGUCAGAAAAAGUUAGAUCUAGCCCAAAGGCUCAUGCGCUCAUUGGGAUCCGAAGGAGCCAGAUGGGGGCAAACGAUUGAUGACUUGAAAGAGCAACGACGAGUCACCGUUGGAGACAUGCUACUGUCUUCAUCAUUCGUGGCGUAUGCUGGAGUUUUUAGCAAAAAGUAUCGGGAUUGGCUGACAUAUGAAAAAGCCAUGCCUUUCAUAAUUGACCGAGGAGUGCCUUUACGACAGCCUGCAGCUGUACUUGCCCAGCUCACAAAUGAAGCUGAAAUGGCACUGUGGAGCAAUCAAGGUCUCCCAUCAGAUCCGGCGUCUUUAGAAAACGGCGCAAUCGCCUCUACAACAGAGCGGUGGCCUCUCAUGAUAGAUCCGCAAAUGCAAGGAAGGAAAUGGGUUGUAGAGAAAGAAAAGGGGAAUAGUCUUCAGGCAAGCAGUUUUGCACUGCCGCUUACAACGCCUAGGAACACCACCAGCCUAACGUUUCAUUUGGGAGGUGGCCACAGUGCUGAGCCUGAGAGAAAAUUCUCGGUUUCUUCAUUUUACAAGCGCAACGAAAACAGUGACUACGAGAGCGAACCAAGGUGUCAAACACAACUGCAGGUGGUGCGCCUCAACACUCCCCGAAUGAUAUCCAUCAUGGAGAUGGCCAUUCAACAGGGAACUAGCGUACUAAUCGAAAAUUUGGAACAGUCCAUCGACCCCGUCCUGGCGCCUGUUGUCGGACGUCUAACCAUCCGGAGGGGUCGGUCGCAAUAUCUCAAACUUGGGGACAAGGAAGUGCCUUACAAUACAAACUUCAGGCUAUUCCUGCAGACACGAUUAUCUAAUCCACAUUAUCCUCCCGAACUCCAUGCUGAAUGUACCCUCAUAAACUUCACCGUCACAGAAAAGGUAAAACAUUUCCAGAAGUUCUUGCUCCUCAGUGGAGGGUCCGACAGAAAGACAAAUCAGCUCAACAUUGUUGUCUUGUGUAACUAUGCGUGCGCUCUUGUAUUGACGAAGGGCCUGGAAGAUCAGUUACUCGAUUUGACGAUGCAAAAGGAACAACCUAGACUCUUUAAACGAAGAAUUCAUCUUGUUCAGCAGCAAAAUGAGUUUACCAUUCUUCUUGCCGAUCUUGAGAACACCCUUUUGCGGGAAAUAUCCUCUGCCGAAGGCGAUGUGCUGGAGAAUAUCGAGCUGAUCCAAAACCUGGAAAAGACAAAGCAGAUCACCACAGAAGUUUCGGAGAAGGUUGCUCUUGCGAAAGUAACUCAAGAGAAGCUUAAUGCUGUAUCGGAAAUGUAUAGACCGGUGGCCCGUCGAGGAGCCAGUCUGUUUUUCUUACUAGCUCAACUUUUCAAAAUACACAGCUUUUAUCUAUUCUCGAUGGAAUCGUUUGUUGCAGUCAUCAACCGGGCAAUCGAUUCAAUAUCAGAGAAACCAUCGUUGACAAAGGAAACGGAACACUCUGCUCCUGAACCAAACGCUGAGGAUCUUGCGGAAGGGACUACUUCAGAAAAUCCUACGCCGAGUAGCAAUGCUACCGUGGCCAAAAACAAUUUGGAUGCUCCUCUCAAAGAGAUCUCUAACGACGAGGACAAAGAUCAAAUUAACUGCGAGAAUGCUGGACCUGAGAUUCCGCAGCCUGCAAGCGAAUCGGAGUCACAAGCAUUUGACAAUGCAGAAGAUACAGCAAUUGGAUCUGCAGUUCCCCUCUCACAGAACGAAAAAGAAUCUGCAGACCAAAAGCAGGAACUCCCCGUUAGCGAAGAGCCACCCAACGACGAAUUGGUUGAAGACGAAGAGGAAAAAGAUGCCAGCCCAGAUGCGUCUCGUGUUACGCUGCUUAAGGAUGAGGAACAAAAUAUCGUCACGAAGGAAGAGGUUCGUCUGCUGACUCGUGUCGGUCCUGACCCUACAGCCCCACCUAUGCCAGAGGCAGCUCGCUCGUGGCUAUCCGAGGCACAGUGGUCUUGCUGUCGGUCCCUAGAACAGCUGAAAGCUUUCAAAAACAACCAAAUAUCCUUACUGCAAAACUUCGACCAAGAUUCUCUUGGAUGGGCUAGAUGGAUGGCUGAGGACACUCCAGAAACCCUUGAGCCUCCGCGAUUGUUCCGCGGGAUUACUGAAUUCGAAAAGCUGUUGCUCCUGCGGUACCUUAGACCAGAUAGAAUGAUGUCAGCACUUCAGCAGUUUGUCGCUGGGCAAAUCGGAAGAUUCUUUGUGGAGCCUCCUGCUAUUGAUAUACAUGAAAUCGAGAAAGAAGCUGACAAAUUCACUCCAAUAUUCAUUGUUCUUUUCCCUGGUGUUGACCCCACCCCCGCGUUAGAGGCUAUUGCAAGAUCAAAAGGGUGUACAUCUGUCAGUCACGCACGUUUAUCUAAGCACAGCAUGGGAAACGCUACAGCGAUAGUGCAGGCUUACGGAAAUGGAAAAUUCAUAAAUAUAUCCAUGGGUCAGGGACAAGAAGAUCGCGCAAUCAGUGCUGUUCAGGAAGCAGCGGAUACAGGUGGCUGGGUUGUCCUGCAAAACGUGCACCUCAUGCAAGAAUGGCUCAAGCGCCUUCAACGAAAGUUAGAAGAAGUAAGCUCAGCAGCGCAUCCUGAAUUCAGAUGUGUUGUGACGUCUGAGCCUCCUCCUCUACGUGACCUGCAAAUUAUUCCCGAGGCACUACUUCAACGGAGCAUCAAGAUUGCCGAUGAAGCUCCUCAGGACCUUAAAGCCAAUCUUCGCAGGGCACUCUCCUGCUUCUCGCGGGACAUGGUUGAGUCUUCUUCUCGUCCUCGGGAGUUCAAGGCACUGUUGUUCUCUUUGUGUUACUUCCACGCGCUGAUCAUCGGCCGCAAAAAGUUUGGCUUUCUGGGCUGGAGCCGGUCCUACUCAUUUAACGAGGGAGAUUUGACAAUAUGCGGCAAUGUCAUAAGGAAUUACCUAGACAAGUAUGCUAGUAUACCUUUUGAAGAUAUCCGGUAUAUUUUGGGAGAAAUUAUGUACGGUGGCCACAUCACGGAUGGCUUUGAUCGUCGCGUAAAUAAUACAUACUUGGCAGGCCUGAUUCUGCCUGAGGUACUUCAAAGCUACCAGCUUGGUCCUUCUUUCCGAACUCCAGACCCAGCGAAGACGGACUUCGCUCUAUACGAGAAAUUUGUUGAGGAACGGACGCCUCCGGAAAACCCACAGGAAAUAGAGCGAAUGAACGUUCUGUUGGUGGAGGCUAGACGAACCUUGGAGCAGGUCAAGAAAGGCUUGGAGGGCGCACUGAAUUUGACUGAGUCUAUGGAACAACUGUCAGCCUCCGUCUACAUGGGCAGGGUUCCAGAAGCUUGGAAGCCGUACGCCUAUGAGUCGCGCAAGCAGCUGGCACCCUGGGUGAAUGACCUCCUGCAUCGGGUGAAACAACUAGAUGAUUGGAACGCAGACUUUACCCUCCCUUGUCCUCUGUGGAUAUCGGGGCUUUUUAAUCCUAUGUCAUUCCUGACGGCCGUAAUGCAGGUUCGUGCGCGAGAGGAGUCGCUCGCACUAGAUCGCAUGUGCCUCUGGUGGACAGUGACAAAUAUCCGGUAUGGGGCUGCAGCAGGAGCGGCGCAGAUGGGGUCACAACCGCAACAGCCGCCUAUAACGGCUCCCGAAAAAGGAGUACUGAUUCAUGGGCUUUUCCUGGAAGGUGCGGCUUGGGAGGAUGGCAAGGGAGACGUCGAAGGAAAUCUUACUCAAGCACAGCCCAAGGUUCUACAGUACCCAAUGCCUGUCUUCCUAGUGCAGGCCAUACCAACUGAGGAGGCCGACAAUACCGGCAUGUACAACUGCCCUGUUUAUCUAACAUCAGCAAGAGGACCAACCUAUGUGACCACUGCAAAUCUGCGGAUGAGUGCGGAUGAUUCGGAACGACGCUGGGUACUUGCGGGAGUAGCACUGACUAUGGCGACCGAUUCAUGA
Molecule: messenger RNA, 5682 nt
Organism: Eimeria tenella
Lineage: Eukaryota; Apicomplexa; Conoidasida; Eucoccidiorida; Eimeriidae
Exons: 25
Coding region: 1-5682 (1893 amino acids)
Biological process (GO): microtubule-based movement
Cellular component (GO): dynein complex
Molecular function (GO): dynein light intermediate chain binding; minus-end-directed microtubule motor activity; dynein intermediate chain binding
Source: RefSeq, a predicted model, not a curated record